AGACGCUUUUCCGCUGCUAUUGAAUCAACCCAAUAUGUAGGUGACUGUCGCCUAUGCGUAGAAGGUCUAGAAGACCCAAUGAUCUGCUUUCAGGCGAGUUAAGCGAAUGCAGAGCAGUUCACCUGAAACGUGCUCCAUGUUUCAGUCGUGCGUUGGUGCAUCCAUGGAUGGUGGGGGUUUGCCAGCUGUUUGGCCCAGUCCAACAGUGCCCCUCCUUCUUCCCCCCGAACAUCACUCUUGACGAAGGUACCACGCAUUGUAUCACUGGUAAGCUCCUGCUCAUAAGCUUCAGCUUACGUCUACCAAUCCUAACCGCCAGUAGUCAUCUUCUAAACACAAUCCCUCUUUACAGCAAACAACCUAGCUGGAGCUCCUAAGUACCCCGCCUUCCAACACCACCGCCACCACACCAUACACAGCUCCAUCAUGGUCGACCGCGCGAACCGCCCCUCCAAAUUGAAUGCACCCGCAGCGUCUACUCCCGGAGCUCAGGUCGAUAUUGUUGGGCAAGGAGGAAGCCAGAAAGUUGUUGCGACGCUGCCCUCCGGUGAAAGCAUAGAGGUCCUGCUGUAUGGAGCUACGGUUACCAGCUGGAAGAGCAAUGGCGGAAAGACUGAGAACUUGUGGUUGAGCGAGACGGCCGACGUGACGGGAACCAAAGCUGUGAGGGGUGGUAUCCCUGUCGUCUUCCCAGUCUUCGGUCCCCCGCCCAAAUCAGGCCACGCCACAUCCUCGCUCCCACAACACGGCUUCGCUCGCACAUCACGCUGGGAGUUCUUGGGCAAGUCGACCGUCGAGGAUGCGCUCGAGUCCGACUCGGUCAAGCUUGACUUUGGCUUGGAUCGUCAGGGUCUCAGCGACGAGGCACGCAAAGCAUGGCCGCUCGAUUUCGGACUUGUAUACAGUGUCACGUUGAGCAAGGACAAGCUCCAGGCCGUCAUCACGGUGCGGAACGAGGGCGACGAGAGCUUCGAGUUUCAGUUCCUGCUCCAUACCUACUUCAAGAUCCAGGACAUUUCCAAAAUCGCUAUUACCGGCCUAUCCGGUACCGAGUACAUUGACAAGGUGCUCGACGCGACCACGCACACACAGUCUGACAACACCCUCAAGAUCACUGGCGAAGUCGACCGCGUCUACAAGGACAUCAAGCAAGAUACCACGUCGAUUACUGAAGACGGCAAGCCGCGCUUCGACAUCAUCCGCGACAAUGUCAAGGACACCGUCACCUGGAACCCAUGGAUUGAGAAGGCCAAAGCGAUAGGUGACUUCUCGCCGGAUGCGGGCUACAAGAACAUGGUCUGCGUCGAGGUUGGUGCUGUUGAUGGCUGGCAGAAGCUAGAGAAGGGUGAGGUGUGGGAGGGUGGUAUGCUUGUGAAGAGCUUGCUCUAGGUUACCAUGGGAUUCCAAGGGGAAGCACUUGGAGAAGAUUUGGAUAAGCACCAUCAUUGAAGACGGUUGUCAAAUGUAAAGGCAUCGCAGACAACAAUGCAAAUAUGGAUGCACAACGCAUGCCGAACAACCUCGAUAUUUAUGCAAUACAUUUACCAAGCGAGCACGAUGAACCGCUUCUCGGG
Molecule: messenger RNA, 1574 nt
Organism: Cucurbitaria berberidis CBS 394.84
Lineage: Eukaryota; Fungi; Ascomycota; Dothideomycetes; Pleosporales; Cucurbitariaceae
Product: galactose mutarotase-like protein
Exons: 3
Coding region: 427-1389 (320 amino acids)
Biological process (GO): carbohydrate metabolic process
Molecular function (GO): carbohydrate binding; isomerase activity
Source: RefSeq, a predicted model, not a curated record